ACAACACCGCGAACUGUCAAAGUCACUUGGUGGGUUUAGUGGCUGCUCAUCGACUACAUUCUGUAGUGAAUUCGCAUAUUUGUCCUAAUUGAAAUGGUCCUUAGUCAACUAUGCGGCCGUAUCAAGAUUAUAAUUCUAGGGAUCAUCGGGGCCUUCCGGAGAGCACUCUGUUGCUUCUCGAGGCGGCGGAAACCGUCGCAAACCGACUGCGAAAUAUUACAAAGUGUAAACGUUGUCAGCGAUACCGGUAGGUCCACUGAGGUCAGUUUGUUUGUUAAACAGCUCGGGACAUCCUUACUAAUUUCUAUUUAUCGUCAGGGUGGGGAGAAAGAUUGGAACUCGUGGGACGACACACCGCGCACAGUCCAGGAGCAUAUCGACCACUAUCGACAGAAGUUGGCCAGGCCACCAACGCCCAAAGAACCCGAGCCGGAACCGGACUUCUUUCAAGACAUGACUCCACAAAUCAAACCCCAACCGAAGAUAUUCAUUCCAACGAAAUUGGAGUCAACUCAAACUGACUUUUCUCGACUGCAAGCGACAACAGACAUUCCCAUUCCAUUGGCGGCCGACCUGCAGGACUGGGCCGAGGAGGACCCUGGCGGGUGGGAGGAACUCGACUCGGAGACCGCAACGCAGCUUAUUCGUGAAAAGCGGAAAGAGCAACGGGCGCAAAAGCAAUCUAGAACUAGGGAACAAGCCGCAACCAAAGUUUCUCCCGUGAAUUUCGCCGAGCGGAUAGGGACAAGACAUUCAUAGUGAUUGGACGUAUUUUAAGGUGUGCGAGACGAUUUUCAGUCUCCUGUACAAUAUUCGCUUGUUAUUAUUGUUUACACUUUCUAUGAGAAUGUAUUUUUUUGGGGUGAUUUGCUUUACGUUGUCGGGAUUUUACUGUAAUAAAGAUUUUACUUAUACGGAA
This is a messenger RNA of Hermetia illucens (black soldier fly), 919 nucleotides long. Its product is annotated as receptor-binding cancer antigen expressed on SiSo cells. The transcript has 3 exons. Gene Ontology annotation, cellular component: secretory granule. The record is from RefSeq and is a predicted model, not a curated record. The coding region runs from base 94 to 759 and encodes 221 amino acids. Lineage: Eukaryota; Metazoa; Arthropoda; Insecta; Diptera; Stratiomyidae.